Oryzias latipes (Japanese medaka) is the source of this 1675-nucleotide messenger RNA. RefSeq lists its product as uncharacterized. NCBI's taxonomy places the organism in Eukaryota, Metazoa, Chordata, Actinopteri, Beloniformes, Adrianichthyidae. Gene Ontology annotation, molecular function: ubiquitin protein ligase activity. Gene Ontology annotation, biological process: ubiquitin-dependent protein catabolic process. The record is from RefSeq and is a predicted model, not a curated record.
CGACAUCAUCAAACAUUAUAUAUGUACAGUAUUUAGGGAAGGAGGUAAAUAAUGAAAUCCUGAAUGACUUCAUUAAGACAGAAGCAAACUUGUUGGAGGGAAAUCCUGUGAGGUUUUAUCAGGUCGUUGACACGGGUAAUCAACAAGUGGCUAAAGUGCAUCGAGAUGUUUCCAGCUCAUGUGACACAGAUCCUGUAAGAAGGUGUAAUCUGCCUCCUCCUCUUGCGGGAUUAAGAGAAUCCAGUACAAAGCUGCACGGACAACAAAGCAAACCGAAGAGGAGGAACGAGAAAAUAACAGACGCCGAAAGAGGAAAAACAGGAACCUGAAGCCUUAUGGAUGUGCAGAGGAUGAAGGGCGGAAAACUGAUCUGAUAUCUCCAGGAGAACCUAUGGCAGCAUUUAUAUGUUCACCAGUCCAGAAGAAUAAUCCAAACGCUUGAAGAGUCUCUGCAGUCCACAUGGAUCCAGACAGGGAAGACACUGAGGUGUUCUCAGAUCCAGAGGAUCCUUUCCCUCUAAGAGGGGAGAAUGAUGAAGACGAGGAGGAAGAGGAAGAGGAGGAGGAGGAGGAGGAGGAGGAAGAAGGUGCCAAAAUCUUCACAGCGUGGAUGAAUCAGUUUCGAGGAGACGAGAGUCACAAGAAGAAUGAGGAGGACGAGGAGGAAGAAAGGGAGUCAGAGAGAGAGGGUCGUUGUAGCAGGGGCAGCGUGGAGCCCCCUGUCCAGAUGAGGUCGAACCGCCGCUCCUCACUGCCAUGUCCGGCCACCCUUUCAGCCAUGGACUUGUCCCGUCUCCACUCAUCCACCCAGGCUCCGGUCACAGCCAGGGUGUUGCUGCGCCGCUCCUCCUCUCGCCGCCUCCUUCCCUCCCCACAGGAGGCCAACGUGCCUCCACUUGAGCGCAGACCUUCCAUCAUCCACACCAUUCCAGAGGCCAUUCCGAUCGAGAGGCGGGGUCAGUUCAGGAGACGAAAUGUGAUGUCACUGAGCGAUGCCUACAGCGUGUGUCUGAUCUGUCACAACGACUUGAGUCAAGGGUCAGGAGGGACCAGUGAGCUGCAAUGCACACACACUUUUCACAAAGAGUGUAUAGAGGAGUGGCUGUGGAGGAAGCAGUCUUGUCCAACGUGUCGUGUUCAAGUGUCCAUGCCUCAACCCGUUUACUGGAAAUCCACCAGAGUCAAAGUACCAUGAGAUCAAGAUGUGAAAGAAAGAAAAAAACCUUGUUUCAUUCUGUGUGUGUCACAAGAAGACAAUUAAAGUUUAAGAAUAAGAUAAUUUAAAAAACAAACCCCUCCUAGGAAAGUAUUUUAAGAAAAUAUAAACAUAUUUUAAAAAAAUAAAUGUGGAAAACUCAAUUGUGCACAUCUAAAUGAACCUCUGUUACUCGCUUUUUAAGGACUGUAAAGAUUUUUUUUACACAAACAUACAAAUGCAUGUACAAUUUAGAUUUGUUCAAUAAUUAGACUGAGACUAGAGUGUCUGCUUUUUUAACAGUAUUUAUGUUUUUGUUUACAGUGUCCCUUUUUUUCACUCUGGAAAACCCUCUAGAUCGAAUGUGGUUGCCCUUUUUUUUUUGUGUUAAUUUUUGAUUUGUUAGCUUCAGUUAUUUGCUUUUGCCCAAAGCGAACAAACACAAUAAAAGUCAAAUAAAAUGUAAAAGCCCAGAAAAAA